GCUAGUUAUUUUCUUUGUUGUUGCGAUCCAUAUGAAUUGAUGAAUGACUGGAAUAACGUUGCGUAGUUCGAGGCAAUUGAGUCGGGGAGGCGCAAGAGCAGAGCAGGCACGAGAGCUGCUUGGGCGUUGCUCAAAUAAGAGGCAUCUUUGCCAAAUGCAGGCCGUCAUGCUUACCACAGGUCUUGUUGAAGAUGACAUACUCCUCUCGCGAUUCAUAUACGCCUCCGCGUCGCUUGGUUUUCCCUCGUAUGCCUACUCCGUAUUUUCCAACACCCACACGCACUGCCCCAGCAUCUUUGUCUACAACAACAUUAUAUGGGCUCUCUCUUCCUCCAAUCCCCCUCUUGCCUUUUCAAUCUUCAACUCUAUUCGUCGCCUUAGCCUCAGGCCCGACUCUUAUUCUUUCCCCUUUGUACUCAAGGCUGUCCUCUGCUUAGUAGAUUCACCAAUUGCCCUUUCCCUUGCUUCCCAAAUUCACUCCCAAGCUGUUGCUGCUGGGUUGAACUCCCAUCAUGAAGUGGCUGCGUCCCUUGUUCGCGUGUAUUCCUCUUGUGGCCGUUUGUCUUGCAUUCGGAAGCUCUUCCAUGAAGUCCCACUCUCUUCCAGGUAUACUUCCCUGUGGAAUGCUAUCCUUGCUGCUUAUGCCAAGGUGGGUGACAUGACCACUGCACACGACUUGUUUGAGAGUAUGCCUGAAAAGGAUAGGAAUGUUGUUUCGUGGACGACCCUUGUUUCCGGUUACUCGCAGAAACAUAAUCCUAAUGAGGCUAUCGCGCUCUUCCGACGAAUGCAGAUUCAUCGUGUGCAGCCGGAUGAGAUUGCAAUCCUGGCUGUGCUCUCCGCCUGCGCUGAUUUGGGUGCUCUCGAGCUUGGCGAGUGGAUCCACAACUUCAUCGAAAAGCAUAAGAUGCAUAAAAUUGUCCCCCUGUGUAAUGCCCUCAUAGACAUGUAUGCUAAAUCUGGCAACAUAAGUAGAGCACUCCAUGUGUUUGAGAAUAUGAAACAUAAAACGGUAGUGACCUGGACAACAAUGAUUGCAGGACUUGCUUUUCAUGGUCUCGGAAAGGAGGCCCUCCAUAUGUUUUCUUGCAUGGAAAAUGCUCAAGUCAAGCCAAAUCAAGUGACCUUUAUUGCCAUCCUUUCUGCUUGUAGCCAUGUUGGGUUUCUUGGACUGAGCCGCCGUUAUUUCUCAUCUAUGAGGUCCAAAUACGGAAUUGAACCUAAGGUUGAACACUAUGGCUGCAUGAUUGAUUUACUUGGGCGAGCUGGCUAUCUUCAAGAAGCAAAGGACCUGGUUUCACAGAUGCCUUUUGAGGCAAAUGCUGCAAUUUGGGGAUCCCUUCUUGCUGGUGCAACAAGAUACGGCAAUGCUGGGUUAGCAGCAGAAGCGCUGCAUCAUCUAAUAAAGUUGGAGCCUCAUAAUAGCGGGAAUUAUUCGCUGUUAUCAAAUACGUACGCUUCACUUGGUAGGUGGAGUGAAGCUCGGAUGGUAAGGAAGGCUAUGCGGGACACAGGUGUGGAGAAGAUGCCGGGUGUGAGUUUUAUUGAGGUGAACAACAAAGUAUAUGAAUUCAUUGCUGGAGACAAAUCAGGCAUCUAUUUUGUUGACAUAUGUGAUGUCCUACAUAGCAUAAAUGGGCAGCUAAAGAUGGUUUAUCAUAUAGUGGACAGCUAGAUGUUGAUGGCUGACAUGGACUAUUGUUCCUUUUUAGCUAGCACUCCUAUCGAUAUUAUUACUAAUUACUAAAGGAAUGCUAUUGAUUCCUCUUUAUUCAAGCAAUGGUUGCAUAACUUGCAAAGUGAGACUGGGAUUCUAGCUGAUGGCACCUUGGCUCUGAGACAAGUUCUAAUUCAGGGUGUAGACAUGUUUGGAAAGCGCAUUGGGUUUCUCAAAUUUAAAGCUGACAUUUAUGACAAACAAACGGG
Arachis stenosperma is the source of this 1926-nucleotide messenger RNA. RefSeq names its product pentatricopeptide repeat-containing protein At5g56310. The record is from RefSeq and is a predicted model, not a curated record. Bases 44 to 1675 code for a protein of 543 amino acids. Gene Ontology annotation, molecular function: protein binding; RNA binding. Gene Ontology annotation, biological process: RNA modification. The transcript is spliced from 3 exons. NCBI's taxonomy places the organism in Eukaryota, Viridiplantae, Streptophyta, Magnoliopsida, Fabales, Fabaceae.